This is a messenger RNA of Synchytrium microbalum, 636 nucleotides long. RefSeq lists its product as uncharacterized. The record is from RefSeq and is a predicted model, not a curated record. Gene Ontology annotation, molecular function: acyltransferase activity, transferring groups other than amino-acyl groups. NCBI's taxonomy places the organism in Eukaryota, Fungi, Chytridiomycota, Chytridiomycetes, Synchytriales, Synchytriaceae. The transcript is spliced from 4 exons. Bases 1 to 636 code for a protein of 211 amino acids.
AUGAGCUCUGCUUACGGAGCUAUCAGUCGUCCAGCAGCCAGCACUUUGGAUCCACUUCCUCUGCCUCUUGUUGCUAAAUUACCGACAACCAAUGCGACAACGAAGCUUGUUUCAGUUGACAAAUCGAACAACGAUCUAGUGGAAACCUUGAGAGGCUUACUGAAUCUAGAAAUCCUUAACGGAUCGACUUAUCCUCAGGAAAACGGUCUAGAUAGAGCUCAGUUCGAGGCCUACUUCUUGUCGUAUGACGCUUUCGUGUUAAUACGAGACUCUGACCAGGCGGUUCUUGGAACUUUUUACGUCAAACCCAAUUAUCCAGGACGAUGCAGCCACAUUUGUAAUGCGGGUUUCCUGGUCAUGCCAGAGUUCCGAAAUCUGGGUAUAGGCAAGGUGCUAUGUGAAGCCUUUCUGAUACUAGCCCCGAAGCUUGGAUAUCUGUCUUCUGUCUUCAAUCUGGUCUUUGAGAACAAUACCGCCUCUGUAAGGCUUUGGAGAUCGUAUGGAUUUGAGGAAGUAGGACGAAUCCCUAAGGCUGGAAGACUGAAAAAUAGUGUUGAACGGAUAGACGCCAUUGUCUUUUACUGCGAUUUUGAGGCAUUGGAUCUAACAGGGAGGUUACAUUACGUAGAAUUGUGA